AUGAAAUUCAACAGGCAUUGGCGCUUGUUUGGCGUCCGGGCCCAACCGUUCGCAGGCCGUUCCAACGCGAUUCUUUUCCGCUAAGUUCAACGGUGCUCAGCUCAACUAUCAUGUCACUGAUAAAGAGUUCUUGGCUGUCGUCUCGGCGUGUCGGGCGUUCGAGCAGCACUUGAUCGGUUACCCCUUCGUCAUCGUCACCGACCAUCAGGCCCUUCGCACGAUAAAAACCCAAAAACUGCGCCAAACGCCUCGGCACAUCCGCAUGUGUCUCGAACUCAGCCGUUUCGACUUCGAAUUUGAAUUCAUUGCUGGCAAGAACAACACCCUGGCCGAUUCGUUGUCGCGUCUGUGGGAGGUCAAGCAGGGUUCACACGAGGAUCAGGUCAAGGAGAAUGAGUUGGAGGACAUGUUCUUUGAUGGAGAACGCCACGAAUUCACUACACCCGGUGAGAGCCUCCCUGAGGAACGUCCUUGCACUUCACCAUCUCCCGAUCGGUUGCCUCCUGUUGAUUUUAUGAGAUGA
Messenger RNA from Microbotryum saponariae, 523 nucleotides. The record is from the annotation of a GenBank genome assembly. NCBI's taxonomy places the organism in Eukaryota, Fungi, Basidiomycota, Microbotryomycetes, Microbotryales, Microbotryaceae.